Messenger RNA from Lingula anatina, 2021 nucleotides. RefSeq lists its product as uncharacterized. NCBI's taxonomy places the organism in Eukaryota, Metazoa, Brachiopoda, Lingulata, Lingulida, Lingulidae. The record is from RefSeq and is a predicted model, not a curated record.
UGCCAUGCGGAACCCAAACAAUGUAGUGUAAUGUCAUUCAGCACCAGUGAAAGUAGAUUACAUCGAAGAGGACUCCUGUUACAAUAACAAUAUAUUUAUUAAAAAUAAUCAUUGGACUUUGGGAGUAGAUAGUAAGCAUGGCAUCGGCACAUAUUAUGCCAGGAUAUCACGACCCAGUGUCCAGAUUUCGGCUGGUCCAGUCAGCGUAUCCACUAGACGCCAGGAGAGCGCGUGGCGCUAGCUUAAGCCCCACAGUGCCCGUGGAGUCCUUAGAAUCCAUAAAGGAGAGAGCGAGGUACGAGUGGUCAAAGCCAGACCGCUCUCCCACCACCUAUAACUCUUUUCAUAACGAGAAGAUUUCAGAUGAACCCACGUCGAGCCGUCCUACCUCAGCUCAUAGAAGAAACAACCCCCACCCACCUCUAGUGUUCUUAACCUGUCGUCUUCACCAUGUCCCUGGUUAUCACAAUGCUGAUGCCACUCUAGGAAAGGAAGUUUACAGAGUUGACGGCAGUGCAGGAUUAUCUCCUCGUGAAAAGCAGCAUCGCUCCCAAUUCCGAGCCAAGUUCACGCCAAAAACUUCUACAGCAGCUCUAAGACAGUACGCAGAUAGAGAGCAACUUGAAGAGCUUCUACCCCCUCGAGAGGCUCAAGCAGCAGAGGCGUGGCUUAAACUGACCAAUGAUAAAGAUAAAAGAAGAGUAUUAGAUAUGUUUAAUGGUAUUGGUAUAGAGAAGAAAAUACAGGAUGGGGUCAUUGAUCCAGAGCUUGAUAACAGACAUGCACCAGUGGUGGCAUCUCUUCACAGAUAUUUGAAGAAAGCAGGCAUACAAGAGGAGCAGACCAUUCGUAGAAUCAUGGAUUCCUUAGGCACUAACCCCAACCUCCCCAAUAUGAUGAUUCCUUACCAAACUCUCGGUGAAAAAGGUCCAAGGAGACAGGAAGAUAUAGCAAAGACUCGCCGUGUCACAUAUCGCUACAAACCAACAAGAGGUGACUUUUUAAUGCAUCCUGAUUGGCCACCAACUCUCGCUCCUCACAGCCUUCCUGAUUGGCCCAAUCCUAAAAUGCCACCCACGACUACAAUCCCGGCUCCAUUAUGGAACUGGUAAAUGCUAUUUAGGGUGACAGAGGACCACAAAGACCUAAUAAAGAAGCAAAAAAUGAGGACAUCUUUAUGAUAUGAACUUGUAAUAAAAAUGCUGCUACCAGAUUCAUAUUUUACACCGUGUCAUCAUACAUUUGGUGCUUUAUUAUUUAUUGGUAAUACGCAAAUUUUAGGUCUAAAAAAAGUGAAGUCACAGUAUUUUACAUGGUACUAAGAUUUAGAAUGGUUACCAUGGGGUUUUUGAAACUGUUGAUAUUAAAAAGUUUGGAGUAGAAAAAGGGUUUCCAAGGUAGACUUUUUUGACAACUUGUACUGUUUUCAUGCUCUCUUUAAAUACCAUCUACUCAAACUUUCUCUUUGUACCAAAGGGUAUUUAUUUGAUAUUUUUCAUUCUUUUUUUUUAGAUGUUUUUGUUGUUUAACCAAGUUUCAUUUUAAAAGUGCAUAGAAACAAUUUAAAAUGUUUUUGACAAUGAAUUUGACUUUGAUAUAUGAUGUUUAAAUAUUAUUUGAUAUACUGUAUAUGACUGAUUUCAAAAGACAAAGAUUGACACUUUCUAUAAGAGCUAUUCAUGUGAAGUACAGGCCUUCUGUAUUUCAUUAUGAGAUAAUAUUAAUACCAUAUACAGUUUAUUUAUAAAGACCUGCAUAUACUGUAUAGUCCUCAGCUGUUAGCAAAAGAAAAAAAAACUGCAUAUAAAUGUGGUACUUUUUUAGCACUUUAGAUGUACAUACAACUGCUUAAUGUCUUUAUUUAGUUUACAACUAAUAUGCUUAAUUUCUCUUUUGUUCUUAAUUAUUCUAUUCUAGUCAUUGAGAAAUUUGUGAUUUCAUCAUUGCAUCUUAAUUAAUGAUGCAAUAUUCUGAUUUAUUCUGUUUAACAUGUUCUGAUGAAGAUAUUAAAUAACAAUUUU